This is a messenger RNA of Radiomyces spectabilis, 1787 nucleotides long. RefSeq lists its product as uncharacterized. The transcript has 7 exons. The record is from RefSeq and is a predicted model, not a curated record. Bases 116 to 1471 code for a protein of 451 amino acids. NCBI's taxonomy places the organism in Eukaryota, Fungi, Mucoromycota, Mucoromycetes, Mucorales, Radiomycetaceae.
AUUCUCUUUUUUUUUCCCUAUCUGUGAUUUUUUUUUUCUUUCUUUCUUUCUUUUUUCUUCCUUUCUUUCUCUCGUCCAGUUAACUUGAACUUAACCCAGUAUUACCCAAAAAACCAUGACGGAAAGGUUUACACCAGAAGGCAUACGGGCUUGGCUGUCGGAUGAAUUCAGUCUAAAUGGGUGGCAUUCGGCUGUGGUUGCUCAAGAAUUAUCCGAUGAUGUUUUAAACGUGAUUCGUAUGCACUACACGACUUACGACAAGGCGACAAGAUUAGGCGUGUUGUUCUCUCUACUUUACAUUCGAAAAGGCGAGUUACAUGAAAUGCGUGACAAUAUUAAAGAGAUUCUGACUCUGGGCACCAACGACGAUGACGACUGGGUGCGCUUAACGGCUCAUAUUUUGAACGAUUUUUGGUCCUCGAAGCGGUUCAACACUCAAAUCCAGGAAUGGUCUUCUUCUGUCCAGCCUGUUUUGGAUCAAGUCAGUCAAACCAUUCAAUCCAAAGGCUUUAGCUUCCAUCCGAUCGAAUUCACGAUUCUGCAAGUCGAUGCUCGUCCCGAUUGUCCCUACGUUUCCGACGUGUUUCGAUCUGAUAAACCCACGACGGCCCAGCAUUUUCAAUUAAGUACUCGUCCCGGUGACACGAUUUCGUCCGACGAUCGUAUGGCUCGUUUCGAAACCAUUCUCCGUGAAGAAAAAAUGGAAUUGGAGGAAGCCGAAUUGGAAUCCUCCACCGUGAAUGCAGGAUUUGCCAAAUUUGGAUCAUCCCCCCUCCCCUCGCCUACUUCUGCUGUACCGCCUCAACCAGGUAUCCCAGGCAGACCACCGGCCGCACGACCAGGCGUGCCUCCAAGAAGUUUAUCGACAGGCUCCGUUCAUGGUAUGACUGGUAUGCGACCGACCCCCCGUCCUCCCGGAUCAAGUAGCCUGUUUAUGCCACGUCAACCCGCUCGACGAUCACCGAACGCUAGCAAACCUAGUUUCCUGAGACCGUCAGGUCCACCUCGUUUCAACUCGAUGAACAAAGCAACAGCUGCCAAGCCAGAUAUCAAUACGCCAAGAGGAUUCAUCAAACAAUCUCGGGUACAAAUGCUUGACUUCAACGAUGCAACAAUGCUUCAAGAAAGUAACAGCGAAGCCAUUGAUAAAGCCAAACAAAAUCUUCAUUCCCAACAAGAGGCAAAGAAACAACAAGCCGCAGAAGAACGCCGAAAAGCCCAAGAAGAAAGGAAGCGUGCACUUGCUAUUGAACGUGAGGAAAGAAAAGCCAAAUCGAGACGACGAUCCUCCAAUGAAUCCGGUCAAUUGGCUCCAGCGUCGACCACCACUACCACCACAACAACCUCUGAGACCAGCGAUCAGCCCAUGGACACAGACGAAGUCUCCUCAUCCGAUAAUACUAAAGAACCAGAAACCAAAAUUGAACGUUUAUUACCGGAAUCACCCAACAUUACGCCACCGCCACAAUAAUGAAGAUAGAGAAUAUUUUCAUUUUCCUCUUCACCUCCUUUUUAUCAUCCUAGUACAUAGUUUUUAUAUCUUCGCUGUAUCUACUGCUUAAUCUGCAUAUAUUCCUUCCUUUAAACAUCUUCUCACGCUCUAUCCUUAUACACAUAUGCUUUUUGUGCAUUUGAGAAUUUCUAGCCCAUACAGCAUGCUUUACUCGGCGAUUAACACGCAAUCUACAGCCACAGAAUAAUACCAUCGCUCCAGAUAAAGAAAGAACAACGUUGAAAGACAUUUUCAUUUGAUCAUCAGGAAAUAAAAACUCGCUUCAUCUAAUCAG